Acanthamoeba castellanii str. Neff is the source of this 1716-nucleotide messenger RNA. RefSeq lists its product as uncharacterized. The record is from RefSeq and is a predicted model, not a curated record. Bases 1 to 1716 code for a protein of 571 amino acids. The transcript has 11 exons. Lineage: Eukaryota; Discosea; Longamoebia; Acanthamoebidae.
AUGUCGUCGUCGGUGGCGACCGCAUUGAGUGACGGCCUCGAGCGCCUCGUGGAGAUGUCCGGUGCGGGGGGUCCCGGCCUCGGGCGCGAGUCCCUCCCCAUCCUCGAAUCCUUCCUCCACGCCACCGACCUCCUCGUUGAGUCUGCCGAGGCGGUGGGGGCGUCGACCAAGGAGCAUCGGCUGCGGGAGGCGAUCUUCAACUACGGGCGCGAGCUCAAGGCCGAGGCCAACGCCCUGCGGGAGGUGGCGCAGGGCCUGGCCCAGGCGCCCGCCAUCGGACAGACCGCGGAGACCAAGCACGCCAUGAUCCGCUCCCUCAUCAAGAUCGGCAAGCUCACCGCCAACCUCAUGCAAGCCGAAGAGGACGUCGACCAGAAGGUGCUGAGCCAUGCCUGCAAGAACUGCGCGUCCUCGGCUAAGGCACGUCUUGCUGCUGCUGCUGCUGCUGCUGCUGCUGCUCGAGGGAAGACCCUGGUCAGCAAGACACGCCGAACCGACGCCGAGAUGAUCGAGGCGGCCCGCGUGUUUGCUCAAAGCUGCGUCGAGCUGGUGAAGACCCUGAGCGACAUAGCCUAUCGAUACGCAGAGACCAGCCCCAAGCACAGAGACGAAGUGCUACACGUCGCCAACCAGAUCAAGACGACCUCGCCCAAACUCAUCGAGGCCGUCAAAGUGGCCCACUUCAACCCAGGCAACACAAAGAAUAUGGAGGCGGCGCUGGUGGUGGUGAAGGCGCUCGCCGGGGAGAUCUCGCGGGCCAUCACCUUGGCCAAGGGUCCGGCCUUCACCACCGAGGUGCGGAUGCCUCCGUUCGCCCUGGGGUCGUCGUCGUCCGUGUCCGCGCUUUCGGCUUCUCUCUCUUCGUCUCCUCCCUCCUCCUCCUCGUCGUCGUCGUUGCACCAUCCUCCACUCUCCUCGUCUCCCUCUUCGUCUUCGUUCUCCUCACUUCAUUCCGGGUCGGCCCCGCCUUCCUCGCCGUCCACUUCGCGAGCCGGUGGCGGAGGACUGGGCGGGUUCCGGCGGCGACCAGAAGGCGGAAGCGGCAUCGGGAGCAGCGUCGCGCUGGGCAGCGGCGGCAAUAGCGGCAUCGUGGGCGCCGGCAGCAUGAUCAGGAAGAGGACCAUCACCGACAGCCGGGAGGGCAUGGACGUGCUCCUCCGAGCUCGAGCAAUGUCGCAGGCGGUCACAUUGAAGCUGAAGAUCGAGAAGGAGCUCGACGUUCGGUCCCUGGACGCCGGCGCCGCUGAGUCGGAGGACUCCGCGACCGCGUCGACGGCGCCCGUCGGCGACGAGUCGGCCAACGGCGGCGGCAAGGCGGACCACCAACACACCAACCAGGGUGGCAAGGGCCGAGGGUCAAUGGACAAGGAGGAGUCCAAGCUGUUGCUCCGGAUAACGAAGCUCGAGGUUGACAACAAGAAGUUGCGUGACGAGAACGAAGAGCUGCGUCGACGGUUCGAAAAUCAGGCGGACGACGAGCGACGGCUGCGGGAGAGGGAGCGGGAAGAGGAGACAGAGCUGCACGAGCAGCUGCUGCUCAAGCGAAAGCUCGUCAGCAUGGCCGACGAAAACAGCCGCCUGCGGCAGGAGUCGUUCUACUUCGAGGACUGGGCCACCCGACUCAUUGGCACCCCGCCCACGGAGAUGGACCUCGACGGCAUGAAGUGCUCGGCCGUCGAGAACAGCCCCCAGCAGCCCUACAAGGCACUCCGGUGA